Molecule: messenger RNA, 2150 nt
Organism: Paramormyrops kingsleyae
Lineage: Eukaryota; Metazoa; Chordata; Actinopteri; Osteoglossiformes; Mormyridae
Source: RefSeq, a predicted model, not a curated record
GGCUGUGUACGGUAGACUCGAAACCACCUCAAACAAUCUUGCAGCAGUAAUAGCCUAUACCAACGGAAAAUUCAGUGCUAAGCUCGGUAGAUCGCAUGCUGGUUUUCUGCUGCAGAAAGACGCACCUUUAAGCGGCACACACGCGCCCUGUGACUCUCAAAGUACCUGCACAGUGGGCACCAUUGACUUUCCCGGACUUGGACGUGAUGCUGAUUAUUCGGAUAUGACGCUUUUUAUUGCCAGUGAGAAGCAGGCCUACUGAAACUUUAAUAAUUACCCCAAAAUAUUCGCAACAAAAUUUUACAGGCAAAAGGGAUCAGCGAACCCUUUCGUGGGCACAGUUGUAUUUGCAGGACAACCUGUAAUCGUAUUUAACAGUAAUCUGAAUAUUCUUUAUUUAGGCGAAAUACAACAUUAAUAUGUAGCCUAUACAUCGCAUCGUAAACGUGUAUCGAAAUUUACACAGAAUGGCUUCAUUUAGCGUCACUUGGCUCGUCAUCUUUACUACCGGUUGUAAUCUUCCUCGAUGUUUUGGGGGACAAAGUUCCGGUCGUUUUCGGGAUAUCUGGGGGUAAUGUGACCUUCGAAAGCAGCUACAAAGUUGAUUUUGGUGCCUUUUUGCAUGGUAGCUGGUACAGAAUUAUGCCGGAUGGUCGGGUAGAGCUCAAGGCUUAUUUCAGCUCCUACACCACAAAUCGUGACCGAUACAGCGGACAGAUACAUGACGGCUCCCGCAAAGUCUCUCUUACUAUCAGGAAUGUGACAUUUAAAGAUUCUGGACAAUAUUUCUCAGCUGUGCACGAUAUUGAAAAAAUCUUCCUUGGGUCGAUCACUGUUGCAACUGUAACAGACCCCAGGAGAGACCCGAACUUGCAGCUGUUUGUCGGUCACAAACCGGACGGCACGGCAGACAUACUCUGUGAGAUGAGGGAUGUGGGUUUGGACUGGGAUGGGCCACGUUUGGAGAUGGUAGAUGACACAGACACGUCACUGAUGGACAGCAAGACGGGGGAAGCCGUAGACAGCCAUGGUGUUUUUGUUCGGUCUGCAAUGAUCUCUUAUGCUUUGGAAAAGCAGACUGUUCGCGUGGCCUGUGUCAGUCAGAGCAAAGACAGACACAUAAGACGACGUGAAGUCACACUGCAGCGCGAUGCGAUGAUCUGCCCGUGGCUGCUGUACCUGUCCCUGCUGUGUGGGGUCCUGUUUGUGGUGACCAUGGUCACUGGUGUUGUGUGGUUUUACAAGGCAAAGUGAUCCCGCACAUCACAGGCACGGGAUUCCCUGAUAAACGCUCUGAUGCUGUAAUUAAGCUGCUUUCAUUGCUCUGGGUUAACAACCAUCAUGUGCUACAUUUAUAUCAAUGUGAUAAAACCGAAAUAAGCAAACUAGCAUUGAAGGCUUUCCUUUAGAAAUUACACUGAUGGUAUAUUAACCAUUAGCAGGAUAGACAGUUAGAAGGGUGGAUGAUGGAUGGAUGUAAGGAUGGAGAGAUGGGUGGAUUGUUGAUGGAUGGUAUAAUAAAGUGAUGACUGUUCUGUCUCUGUCUUCCUUCUCCAUCAAUUGCAGUGAUAAUUUACAUGCAACCAUGUAACCCAGAGGCAUUGCUUGGCCUGUCAGCAUUUAAGAGGCAGCUGUGAUGGAUUGGGAGUCCUUCAGUGUGUCUGUAUUUGAAGGGGGUACUGGGUAGUAUUCUGUUGACACAUGUAUUAACACAGCAAAUUUAUAAAUGCAUAAUAUCAUUAAUGUAUCAGCUUGGGCUUGGAUUUUGGGCAAUGUAUUUGUUAUGAAUUGUAAUCUUUAAUAAUUAAAACUGCUUAUGUUCAACUCAGCCGUUGUCAUCUUUAUUUUCAGGGCUGAUGAAAUGUUACUGAGGAUACCAGCAUGCAAACAGUGUGACCUUUAGCGCAAAGCGGAAAAAGAGAUGAAGGGUAUAGGAGGAGGGAAAGAGAAGCCGAAAAGACAGAAAAACAUCUUCUCAUGAAACAAUUCAGAUGCUUCAUGCUACACCUGUUUAUUUCAAAUUUAACGUAACGAACAACUGUAAUAACUAAUUUGAAUAAUAUUCAUGUUUCUUUAUAGCAUUAUUUCAAGCUACAUACAUUAUAAUAGACUAAUAUCUUAAGUCAUUUACAGGGUCUUUAAGUGUACAU